CAUCGCAUCUCAGUCGGUUCAAUGUGACCCGGUCCGCCAUACCGUGAGUAUAGGACUGCACGCCAGCGCUCAAGUGCACUUAUCUCACACAGCUAGUGAAUGAGGAUUGUCUGUCACUGAACUAAAGUCACUUUGAGCAGCCAGCCGCCUCAGACAGGGACACGCGCGAGUCAUGGCCGAAGACAUUCAGCAGAAGCUGGAGAAGUACCGCACGGCGCCCUUCGACGCCCGCUUCCCGAACCAGAACCAGACCAGAAACUGCUGGCAGAACUAUCUGGAUUAUUAUCGCUGUCAAAAAGCUCUGGAUGCCAAAGGUGUGGACACGGCUCCAUGUGACUGGUACAAGAGGGUCUACAAAUCUCUCUGUCCUCUUUCCUGGAUCGAGAAAUGGGACACCCAGAGGGAAGAUGGAACGUUUCCGGGAAAGAUCUGAAGAUGGCACAAGGGAACCGAAACGCAUCUGUCUGUGGUAUCGUCUCACCUCAGCUGAGCAGGGCCUUAAUAAUGUUUGUCCAAAAAUGCUCCUGUCACGCUGGAGGAUGAGAUAGAUUGUUAACGUCAUUCCUUAUUAAUAUGAAAGUAUUGCAGAUUCUGCAUUAAAAUCUCUCAGGCUUUGAAAUGUGA
Molecule: messenger RNA, 624 nt
Organism: Carassius carassius (crucian carp)
Lineage: Eukaryota; Metazoa; Chordata; Actinopteri; Cypriniformes; Cyprinidae
Product: cytochrome c oxidase subunit 6B1
Exons: 4
Coding region: 173-433 (86 amino acids)
Cellular component (GO): respiratory chain complex IV; mitochondrion
Source: RefSeq, a predicted model, not a curated record